AUGACAACCCUCUUUGAUAUUUUAAAUACACUCAACAACAAUAACAAUAAUAAUAAUUAUACAGGUUGUAAAAGACAAUACUCUAUUAAUAAAAGAGUUGAUAUAAUACCAUCAAUGGAUGUAACAUUAACAAAUGAUAAAUUAAUCAUUGAAACAGAAUUAACAGGUGUCUCAAAGAAUGAUAUAGAUAUUAAUAUUAAAGAUUCAAUUCUCAUCAUUCAAGGUGAAAAGAAAAAGAGUAUAAUUAAAAAUCAACAACAACAACAACAACAACAACAACUCGAAAAUUCAAAUAAUAAAGAAAAUGAUGAACCAUCAAUAGAAGAAUUUGAAGAAGAUGUUAAAUCAAAAUCAGAGUUAAAUAAAACAACUUUAAAUACCACUGAAAAUAAAGAUGAAGAUAAAACAACACAAAACAUUAAUAAAGAGUUUAUAUCAGAAAGAUCAUUUGGUAAUUUUAAGAGAUAUUUAAAUCUUUCAGAAAUUUUAUACCAAUUAGAUUUAAAUUCAAUUGAUACUCAAUUUGAAAAUGGUUUAUUAACAAUUACAAUUAAAAAAAAGUUUGAUAGUUCAAACACAAUUAAAAUUAAUAUUAAUUAA
Messenger RNA from Dictyostelium discoideum AX4, 600 nucleotides. It is a transcript of the gene hspG4, whose product is annotated as heat shock protein Hsp20 domain-containing protein. The transcript has a single exon. The coding region runs from base 1 to 600 and encodes 199 amino acids. Lineage: Eukaryota; Evosea; Eumycetozoa; Dictyosteliales; Dictyosteliaceae. The record is from RefSeq and is a predicted model, not a curated record.